Colletotrichum spaethianum is the source of this 1122-nucleotide messenger RNA. RefSeq names its product oxidoreductase vrtI. Gene Ontology annotation, molecular function: dioxygenase activity. The transcript is spliced from 3 exons. The record is from RefSeq and is a predicted model, not a curated record. Bases 1 to 1122 code for a protein of 373 amino acids. Lineage: Eukaryota; Fungi; Ascomycota; Sordariomycetes; Glomerellales; Glomerellaceae.
AUGGGCAUCUCCACCGAAGUCCCGCAAACCGUCGAGUGGGCGGGGAAGAGGGUCCCAAUCUACCCCAUGGAGACUGUUGACUUUGGACGAGUUCUGUCUCAGGAGCCAGCUGAGCUUGAGAUUCUGCUUCGUUGCUGUCAAGAGCAGGGCUUUUUCUACCUGGACUUGAAUGGACUAGAUGGCAGCAGGUUCCUAGAUGACCAGCAAAAGACUCUCGAUCUCAUGCACCGUUACUUUGAGUCCCCAAUCGAGGCUAAGAACGAGCUUGGUCUCAUUACCGCCCAUCUCGGAUACGAGCCUGUUGGCUCACGUACGGGCGGUCUCCCUAACACCAGAGAUGGUUACGAGAUGUUCAAGGUCUCUCGUGACGAGAUCCAAAGAAAGGAUCCCAAGUUCCCCAAGAUUCUCCAGAACGAUGCUGAUAAAGCGAUUUUGAAGAAUGCCAUUUCCGGCUCUAACAUCGUCACGAAGGCCGUCCUCUCCGGUCUGUCCUCUGCCAUGGGCCUUGUCGGCGCCGCUCGCUAUGAGAACGCCCACCGCAACGACCGCCCUUCGACCUCCACACUGGCCAUGAUGCACUACGUCCCUGCGGACCCUGUCAAAGACAAGGAGAUCGGCCACCAAAAGCAUACCGACAUCAGUUCCCUUACCCUUCUCUUCGCCGAGGAGUGGGGACUUCAGAUCCGUCCUCCUGGAACCAAGGAGUUCGGCUUCGUCGCUCCCAAGAAGGGUUGUGCUAUCAUCAACGUUGGCGACUCGCUGCGUUUUGCCAGCGGUCACACCAUGAUGUCGUGCAUCCACCGCGUCGUCCCGUUCAAUCCCGAGGAGCACCGCUACUCCAUCGCCUACUUCUUGCGCGCAGAGAAUGAGACAAUGUUCACCGACAGCGAGGGCAGAUACGUCACUGCUGGCCAGUGGCAUGAUGAGAAGUUCUUCCUUUUCAAAGCCACCCCUGACAUUCAGGCUUUGGCACCUCCUUCCAUGCUGUACGGCGGUAUGACUGCGGACGAGGAGUGGACUCCCUACACCCAGCCUGUUGCUAAGGCGCAUGAAUCUGAAGUACCUGUCGAGGGGCCGAAGCAGACGCCCGUUGUGAAGGAAACUUUGGUUGAGGCCCACUAA